Molecule: messenger RNA, 7237 nt
Organism: Oncorhynchus mykiss (rainbow trout)
Lineage: Eukaryota; Metazoa; Chordata; Actinopteri; Salmoniformes; Salmonidae
Source: RefSeq, a predicted model, not a curated record
AGAGGGAGGUCAGUCGUGAUGAGCGGAGGUUGACUCCUGAUGACGCAAAGAGAGACCGAGCAGGGUGAAAGGAGGAGGCAGACAGAAUGGCUGCCCGGUGCCGCAGCUCCAAAUGCACCGUAGAAAGGAACGGAUUCAAGCGGGAACUCGAUACCUGGCGGCACAAACUGAUCAACUGCGUCGGGUUCGAAAGCAUUCUGGAGGGAAUCUAUGGCCCGUUGCUGCUCAGAGACCUCAAUAUUUUUGACGACUGUGAACCCGAGGAGCUAGAGGACUGGGCAGUGAAGGCCAGUUGUUCCUUCUGCAGCCUGCUGAUCAAUGACCAUGUCCCAGUGGCCGCCUCCCCCUCAGACGACACGCCCUCCCAAGCCCCUUCCCUCUCGGACAGCAGCCUAUCAGCUCACAGGUUCCUCCACGCUGUGUUCCAUAAGAAAGAGCUGGCGUCCAGCGGAGACCCUAACGUCCCUCUGGUGGCCCAGGAACUGAUGAAGAGGAUGGUGAGGCAGUUUGCCAUGGAGUACGCCUCCAAGACACGCCUUACCACCACCACAGGCUCCCAGCGUUCUGACCUCGACUCACCUCUAGACCUCACUGUGACACGGAACCAGGAGGAGGAACCCACACCAGCGGACAGUGUGCUCGACCUCUCCAAGCGGAACUCUGCCAGCUCGGCCUCCACGUCACCCACCAUUCACAAAGCCUCAGGCUCCCUGUUGCCCCCGGUUACGGAUGAACCCCAGAGGGAAGCAGAGGAUGCUGGGAUGCCCGAUGCCCCAAGUGGGAGGAGCUCUGCUCUGGAAGCGGUACGCUCCACGUUAUGCCCCGCCCAUCGCUCUCUGCUCCAGCGAAUCCUGAGGCUCGCCCACCAGCAGCACCGUCUAUCAUUGGCCUACAGGGACGCCCAUCGCCGCCUCGUCCCGCCCCCAGACCCUCUCUGCGGCCACCUGGUGGCCAAACAACAGGACGACACUUCCUCUCCUCCUUCCUUCACUGGCUGUUGGAGCCGUCGUGGAGCCACGCGUCCGACUGACUGGAAGACACCAGGUGGUCCAGGCUGUUGCUGCUGGCUGCCUCCUGUCUGUUUCUGCCUCCAGAGCCUCCGCUGCCUGUCCUGCCAGAGCCUGUCCCUGGGACACACCACUGGGGUUCGCUCCUCCUCUUCUCUGUGCUCUUUCACGUCCUCCUCUUCUCGUUCAUCCUCCGCUCUGUGCCCUAAUCCCUCAGUCUGUCCCGUGGCCUCUGUCUGUUGCUCCAACCCCCAGCCCUGUGCCUCCUGCUGCUCAGAACACACCUACCUGGCCCCGGUCAGACACACAGCCCCGGGAGGUGGAGGAGGAAGCGAGUGCCCUGUCCUCAAGAGAGAGCGAUCCCGCACCCCCUCUCCUCCCCCUCUCUCCCCCAUACCCUCAGACAUGGACGGUAAGGAGGAAGACAAGCCUCCCUCUCUUCUGCAGCAGGAGGGGGAAAAAGAGGAGGAGGCUGGGUGUGGUGGGGAGGUGGGUGAGGACAGGGAGCAGCAGGAGGGGGAAAAAGAGGAGGAGGCUGGGUGUGGUGGGGAGGUGGGUGAGGACAGGGAGCAGCAGGAGGGGGAAAAAGAGGAGGAGGCUGGGUGUGGUGGGGAGGUGGGUGAGGAUCCUCCACUCAGCUCUGCCUUAGCCAAUCACAACCUAGAGAAGGAUCCCCACCUGACGACCUCGGCCAAUCGGCACAUUGCAGAGUCCCGGGCCGACGCCCACCUGAGUGAGAUCAUCACCACCGUUCUGAACACGGGUGGCGGCAGCGACUACAGCCUAAACGACAUGUUGCAUCACCAUGACAACAACGAGAGCCAUCCACCUCGGACGCGUUCCCGGCGGCGACAGGAGGCCCUGGCUGCCAUGGCGACUUUGCCCGACCAGUCGUCCGCCCGGCGCCAGACCGUGCUAAUCAAACGGGAGCUGGCCAGGCUGAACCAAUCGCUGGGCAGGAGGCUGUCGCUAGGGAAGAACAAGAGCCGCAGUGCCACGCCCUUUUCUACCUGCUCGUCACCUGAACCAACCCCUGUUACAGCAGAGAUAGACAGAAUCACAGAGGAGGAGGGAGAGACCGGUAGAGUGGAGGAGGGAGAGACCGGUAGAGUGGAGGAGGGAGAGACCGGUAGAGUGGAGGAGGGAGAGACCGGGGAGGGAGAGACCGGUAGAGUGGAGGAGGGAGAGACCGGUAGAGUGGAGGAGGGAGAGACCGGUAGAGUGAAGGAGGGAGAGACCGGUAGAGUGAAGGAGGGAGAGAGCGGUAGAGUGAAGGAGGGCGAGACCGGUAGAGUGAAGGAGGGCGAGACCGGUAGAGUGAAGGAGGGAGAGAGCGGUAGAGUGAAGGAGGGCGAGACCGGUAGAGUGAAGGAGGGCGAGACCGGUAGAGUGAAGGAGGGAGAGACCGGUAGAGUGAAGGAGGGAGAGACCGGUAGAGUGAAGGAGGGAGAGACCGGUAGAGUGAAGGAGGGCGCGACGUCGAAGGUGACAGCAGAGGAGGCAGGUCCAGUGAGAGUCACGAAGGAUAGAGUCGGCAUGAAGGAGGAGAUGGAGAAACCCCCAGUCCUCUCCUCUACACAACAGAGUCCCCCGCAGGAGGACCAACACAAACCAGAGAGCUGGAACAUCACCUGUCAGGACAGCAGUAGGAGUGACCUCCCUGAGAAGAGGAAAGAGGAGGAGUCACCAGGUAGUACCAGCAGUGGUCUUCCUGAAAGGAGUAGAGAGGAAGAGGAGGAGUCACCAGGUAGUACCAGCAGCACCUGUGACCAUGGCAGUGGUCUUCCUGAGAGGAGUAGAGAGGAAGAGGAGGAGUCACCAGGUAGUACCAGCAGCACCUGUGACCAUGGCAGUGGUCUUCCUGAGAGGAGUAGAGAGGAAGAGGAGUCACCAGGUAGUACCAGCAGUGGUCUUCCUGAGAGGAGUAGAGAGGAAGAGGAGGAGUCACCAGGUAGUACCAGCAGUGGUCUUCCUGAGAGGAGUAGAGAGGAAGAGGAGGAGUCACCAGGUAGUACCAGCAGUGGUCUUCCUGAGAGGAGUAGAGAGGAAGAGGAGGAGACAGCAGGCAGCAGCAAGGACAGUAGCAGAGUGUCAGCCAGGAAUAGCCCUUCCCACCCCUGCAGAACCAGGAGAGGCAGCAGGUCCCAGCCAGGAGGGAGCAGCGAGGCUGGGAGGUCCAGGAGGAGCAUCGUCCCUCCCCAGCGGUUCUCCUCCUACGUCACAGAGCCCAGGAUGAUGUAUUCUGCUGCCUGUUUCUCAGAGAGGAUCUUCUCCGCCCAGAGGACGCCAAAGGAUCGGCAACCACUCAAUGCCCCCAACACCAAUUGCACAGACUCCCCGUCCUCGGCCACAGACACGGCUGAGGGGUUGGGCGACGCAAGAGAAGAGGAAUUACCGCUGGCAUCCAGUCCUGAGGAUGUCAGUCAGGAGAGGAUGGGAGGCAGAGGCUGUAGAUCAACAGCAAGAGGUCAGACUUCAGACCGUGAGUCACAGAGACGAGGUCAGGUGAUUCCCGUCACUGCAGCUUCCUCUGAGCAGCAGAGUCCCCCUAAACAGCGCUCCCAGAACAGGGCAGACGUUAGGCUCAGAGCAGCCAAACCUUUUGGGCGCUUACGCUCCUCCCACUCCGCCCAACAGUCCCAACCAGCGAGCCCUCAGACAGCCUCCAGGCCAGAGGUCCCCACAGAGCAGCCUCAGUACAUCAGCCCCAUCAAGCUGAUGUUUGUGUCUGCAGUAGUGGGUGAGGAGGGGGUGAGGUACACCCUGAAGGCGGCUGCACCAGGAUCCAGCUGGCAUGGACAGGAGACCUUUGACCCCUGUGAGGAGUCAUCGUGGGCUGGAAGUCCAGAGAAGACCCCAGAGAAGACUCACAAUCCACCGAAGACCAGGAGUCCACCACAGACCAGGAGUCCACCGAAGACCAGGAGUCCACCCCAGACCAGGAGUCCACCCCAGACCAGGAGUCCACCCCAGACCAGGAGUCCACCCCAGACCAGGAGUCCCCUCCAGACCAGGAGUCCCCUCCAGACUAGGAGUCCCCUCCAGACUAGGAGUCCCCUCCAGACCAGGAGUCCCCUCCAGACCAGGAGUCCACCCAAGAACACCAUAUCGUCAUCACCAAAGCUGUGUGGAACGAUGAGAGGAGGAGAGGGGGGUAGCCCGCCAAAACGGUCUCCCGGGUCCCAGAACGGAGACGGCUCGCCUCCUUUUCGUGAAACCACCCCCACAAAGAGACGUCCGGGACGUCCCAAGAAACUGGGCCCCCAGCUGGAGAAGAGGGCCAAGAGGCCGAUCGGCCGCCCGCCCAAGCAAAGGGGUGUAGAGCCGAGCUGUGGCUCCAGGCAGGGUGGUCAGGACCGGUCCAGUGGAGUUCCCUUAGGCUGCAGCACCGGGGAGGAGGGCAACGAGGAGAGAGACCCAGCCAACAGGAACCUGAAGAUCACCGUGGUGUACGGACGCUCCCACAGGACAAAGAGGACAGUGUCGGAGGAGGCUGCUUGUCUCCAGGCUACAGAGCAGCUGAUGGAUCUGAACUUCGUCAGACCGGUGAAGGACAAAAGGUUCGCUCCCCACGCCAGCAACAGCAGCAACAUUAUCAAGUGCCAGAAGCUGCAGUGUACCGCGGCCAUGCGUCGUCCAGGGAGACCCGCCAAGGUCAAGAUCUCCGGAAUCUCCGUUACCGUCACCACCACGUCGCCGGGGAAACGCAAGGUCCACAUGAACCGGGACAGGAAAUCUCCGGAGAAGCUCUGUCAGCGGAAAGCCCUCCUUCCUGAACCCCAGCCUUCCAAAGAGCCCAGGAAAAUCAGCAGCACGCCGACUAGCGAGGACGCCACUCGGAUGCAGAUAGAGAGAACGACAGAGUCCAAGGAUGGAGAGAGGGAGCGUCAGACCCAGACUCCUCCUGUGUUGGCGGUGCGUCACUCUGUGAGAGUGAGGAAGCCUUCAGUGUACCUGCUUCACUCUGUAGCCACCUCCACCUCUAGGUCCCUGAGCCACAGUACCGCCCUGCUGCGCCGAUCCAGACAGCUACUGAUCAACAGGGCCAGCAGCAAGGGCAGCCAUCGCAAGAGGAAGGAGGAGGGAGGAGAGGACACCCCAGGGCGGGAGGAGCUGCUGUCCGGGAGGGAGGAGAGGAGGAGCGAGGGAAGAGGAGGGGUGUUGUGUGAGGACCUGAGCCAGGUAGCGGGGGUUUCGGUAGACUCCAUUUUCCCAGCCAGCUCCAGCGAGGCGUUGAGGUGGUGGCCCGUCUCCUCCGACCAGGACAGCCUGAACCAAGAGCUGGCUCGCAGGAUCCGCCUCAUAUCCCAAAGCUGGGUCGCUGACGCUGCCGCUACCACCCACACCACCAGGACGGGGACGAUCAUGUCCACCAAGCAGAGACUCGACGACGACUCUUUGUCCUCCUGGGAGCCAGAGGUUGGGUCGGCAGUGCGGCUGCUGUUUGACCGGCGCUGCAGCGUGGAGAGGCUGGCCUCCUGGUUCAUGCAGACCACUGAGACUCAGUCUCUGGGCAUUGUGAAGAAGACCAGCUCCCGAAACCCCUAUGAGCUCCUGCACUACCCCCGGAACGCCAGCAGGGAGAGCGUCUUUCCCAGCCCGCAGACCAUGCGACUACGCAAACACAUCAAGAAGUUUGCCAAAGCUGUGCCGAAGAGCCCCGCCCAGCUCCGUCUGGCCCAGGAACGGCUCCGACGUGGAAGAGAGCUGAAUGCCAGGCGGCGUCUGUUCACUGCGAGGCCGGCGUCUGGCGGGCUGCGUCUUAGAGCUCCUUGUAGGAAGGUCAGGGCCCUCGGGACGUACAGAACCACUCUGCUCAGAGUCAGAGAAAAGUUCCUCACCUGGACCCUCAGAGCCAAGCAGCCCAACAGGCUGAUCUGGAGGAGAAGCCUGGUGGAGGAAGGCAACUCACCUCACCAGGUCUGGCCUUCUGCUCAGCCCAGGGAGGAGCUCACCAGGUCUCCACAUCACCACUGUCUACCUGCCUCCUCAGAGACCAGUCAUCCCUGCAGCCCCAACCAGCUGACAGGCCUCACCAAACAGCAGCGUCUCAGCUCUAAAGCCUGGAGUCCAGAGAGACUGAAGGAGUGUUGCGUGUUCCUCAAGAAGAUCAACUCCCCCGACACAGAGUCCACCGUUGAGAAGGAGUGGGACGUCUGCACCGUCAAUCUAGACGACACAUACUGCCCCGACGAGACCAGACAGGAGGAGAGGAGCGGAGAGGACGACAAAGCUGUGAAAACGGAGAGAAGGAAGAGGAGAGUUCCCUGGAAGGAGUCUAGCAGCUCGCCGCAGGAGGUCAUGGUUCAGGAGCACAACCAGGUCCGAGCCGGGAACAGGAGAGGCAAACAGAAAAAUUCAGGGAAGGCCACGAGCCAAUCACAGACCCCGCCGCCAACGAAAGCCAUGAGCCAAUCACCGACCCCACCGCCAGUGAAAGCCAUGAGCCAAUCACCGACCCCGCCGCCAGCGAAAGCCACGAGCCAAUCCCCGACCCCGACGCCAGCGAAAUCCAUGAGCCAAUCACCGACCCCACCACCAGCGAAAGCCACGAGCCAAUCCCCGACCCCGCCGCCAGCGAAAUCCACGAGCCAAUCACCGACCCCGCCGCCAGCGAAAGCCACGAGCCAAUCACCGACCCCGCCGCCAACGAAAGUCAUGAGAAAAUCGCGUGGGAGGGGCCUGACCGGGCCGCGGUGGCGUGACUUUAUACUGGGAACCUGACUGUCCUCCGUCCCGUCUCCGCGGUGACUGUGUUGUAACUGUAUUGGCGGGACGCUCCUCCCUCCGUCUCCGCGGUGACUGCGCGUAAAACAACUCGGUGCCUUCAGACUGCCCCUUGGCAUUAUGUAGCAGAAGGAAACGUUGAACCAGAAGAAGCUUACCAUUGCACUAUUUUUAAACUAUUCAGCCCCCCCCCACACACACACACACUGCUUUAAAAAAACCAAACUGUGUAUAUGUUUGUACAGAACGUUUGUUUUUAAAACUUUGACACACCUUUCUUCUGCCUUGUCUGAUACAACUACCAACCCAUCAAGUUCUGUUGUAAUGAGCCUGGAGGCCCGUUUGGGAGAGUACACAUUCAAACCCUGCGUCUACUAUGACACCCUAUCCCCUAUAUAUAGGGCACUAUUUUAGACCAGAGCCCUAUGGCACCCUAUCCCCUAUAUAUAGGGCACUAUUUUAGACCAGAGCCCUAUGGCACCCUAUUCCCUAUAUAUAGGGCA